Blepharisma stoltei is the source of this 1211-nucleotide messenger RNA. The record is from the annotation of a GenBank genome assembly. Lineage: Eukaryota; Ciliophora; Heterotrichea; Heterotrichida; Blepharismidae.
AUGGAGAUUACCACACUUGCACCUUCUAACUCAACAGAAAAUAUAUUGUAAGAAAAUUACUUAGCUCCUUAGAAGAUUGAGUUGCGUCUUGUGCAAAUUGCUCACAGCUUUUAUCUCAGGACGAAUAUGAAGGCCACAUAAGCCACCAUUGUGCACUUACUAGAAGAGACUCAUUAAGUCCCAUAGGCAGCACAGAAACUUUCACUGACUUUACCCCAACAAAUGAUCUUAGAGACACGUGUAAAUUUUGCCACAGAAAAUUUUUACCUGACAGGAUUUCAAAACACGAGUCCGCUUGCGAAUUUUCGUCUAUAAAACGACCUCAAUUUGAUAUGAAGCGAAAACGUCUCCCUAUGCUGGAUUUUGACAAUUCAAAAGUCCUCCAAAACCAGAAAAAAAUCACUUUGACCUCGAAAUUUAACGACAAGAAGUGAUUCAAACUGCAUGAAAAUUUUUUAAAUUCUAUCGGAUAUGAAAGGAAGGUGAAGUCCUUCGGAGAAAAAGGCAAAGAUUUAAAUAGUCUAAAACCACCCAGUGUUUUAUAUGAUGACUAUAUACAGUGCCCAACCUGCCUUAGAAAAUUCGCACCAGUUUCAGCUGAAAGACAUAUAGCAAUUUGCAAAAAUAUUAUAAACAAGCCGAAACAGCUAAUGCGAGUUCCAUCUGAUUUAUGUUUGCCGACUAUAAAAAUAAGGCAAAAAAAACAUAAUAAAAAAAUAAAUUCUCUUGAUGCUUCUCCACUGAAAGACGAAAAUUUUCAAGGAUAUUUUAAUUUUUCAUUAGCUGACACUCCAAAUGAAUUUACUGUAAAAAAAACUUCGAUUCCUCCAGUUAUGAGAAAUUCACCUGAACUAAGUGGCCAAUGUACAAUAAAAACUCGAAGGCAAGAUUCUUUUGCUUUCCCAAUCCAAUGCUCUCAUUGCUCAAAGAUUUUUGAUUCUAAAGGACUUGAAAAACAUGUUAAAGAUUACUCUAAAGAAUUAUCAAAAAUAAAGCGGUUUAGGGUAUUGUCAGAAACUCCUUGCCCAAAAUAUAAUCCGACUAAUGGCCAGUUGAAAAAUGCACAUCUGAUUAAAGAAGCAUCAACAUUAAGACUGCAUAGAUAUGAAAAAGGAAAUGCCCGAGAAGAGCCCUGUAAAAACUGUAAAUCAAUUUGCCCUAUUAGUGCUAAGUUUUGCAUGAAUUGUGGAUUGAAAUUGGGUGAUGAAUAA